CCUGCCUGCCUACUUUACCUACCGCUCAUAUCCAGCCCUCACAGCGGCCACACCACCACGUCCACGUAGCGGUACAAUCCCGGAGGACUUCACGACACGACACGGCACGACACGGCACGAGGAAAUCCCCACGAGCGCGAAACUGCAACACACACGACCACGGGAGGUAAACACGCGAGAUAUCAAAUCAAACUCCGUUGGGAAUAACAACUAGCGCACGAAGAGAAGCAGUGUUUAUAAACCGGAUUGGAUUACUACGCGUUCCGCUACGUUUAAAAAGGUUCCUAUUUUGGACUUUAAAUCCUCCCAGAAGUCCAAACACUAAGGUGGACAUGUACGGUUCCUCAGGCAUCCCAGAGCUCAUCCCCCCCAGUGGCCCCCCACGGCAGCCGGGCCCCGCGGGACAGUACAACCCGGGACACCCCCAGGUCGACGGCCAUGCGGGGGGACCCAACCCACAGAGGCUGGGCCAGAGAGCGCCUAAGCUGGGGCAGAUCGGGCGCUCCAAGAAAGUGGACCUGGAGGAUGAAGACCUGGAUGACAUCAUGAACAACAACAACAACAACCAGUGUCCCCUGUCCCUGUCGCCCAUCUCCUAAGCCUCACCUACAAGUGCCAACAGACCACGCCCCCUCACCCACACGGGACGCCAAAUCUGCUCCGACCCGGCCUUCUUCAAGUGUCUUAGCGACGCCUUCCCAUGGUCUCCACGGCGACACAAAAUGGCUGACUGUACAUAGUGUUUCAUAAGAUGAUGAUAGCGGGGCUGUGAAUGAUCGCCCCGGCCGUAUACCUCGCCUGUUGGACUGUAAGGACUUUCGCAGGAUGUUUUGAAGUCUUAAAAAGGGCUAAAAGUUGCACUGGAGUGAAUGAUUAGCUGGAGAUGAUGUUCUUUUUGUAGCUAUGGUUACUUAUUACGGGAGAGGACUGAGGUCACUGUUUUGGAGAAUCAAACUGUGAGGAAAAAGUUACUAUUUCAUUUUGAUUUUAAAAAGUGGAAGAUUUUAUAGAUUGCCAUAGUUAGCAGUGUGGCAGCAUCAUUGCAACUGGUGACCUUCUUUGAACGGAGGACGAAUACUUACUGCUACUGCAAUUCUUAAUUUAAGAAUUAAGGCCCAAAUUUGAAAAUAUAUUUAAAAUUGAUUUCAUGUUUAUAGAACACAAUUUAGUUAAGUGUGGACAAUUUGGAGAAUUUUUGACAAAAAGGUGAUUUUGUUUUUUGUUUUUUUUUUAUAAAAAAAUUGAAUUGCUCAUAUCAAAACUAUGCCAAAUUUCACAAGCUUGCAAUAUAUUUGUGAAAUCUUUAUGAAAAUUUGAAAAUAAUAUGAAUAGUAACUUCUUGAAUUAUGUAAAAGAAAAAAAAAACACACACAAUUUAAUCUAACUUUUGGUUGUGCAAUGACUUAUCUAUCUCAGUGCAAAUGCGAUGGGUGACUUAGCAUUAUUUAUUAUGACUACUACUACUACUAUUAUUAUUAUUAUUAUUAUUAUUAUUAUUAUUAUUAUUAUUACCAUUUUAUGUUGUAAUGCCUUUGUCUUUUUAUUGAGUGGAUAGUAAUUUUUUUUUAUUUUAUUUUAUUUUUUGGACUUUUCCAAAUGGUGCACUUUUGUGGGCAUGCCUGUUCUGUGCCGUGGUUGACAGUUCUUCUAUGCAUGAAGUCUGUGGAACAUCUCAGAUCAUAACUGGUGUGUCGCUCUCAAGGGCUAGAAGCUUGUUGAGUCCUUGCUGCCUUCAGAAUUUUUGGAUAAUUUAUUAUUUUAAGUUGAAAAUGGUUAAGAUUUCUCUGAACUGUGAGCACGUCUACACUGUAAAAAAAUAACUUGUACAUGAGUUAUGUGAUAUCAGAAUUUUUAUUUGAGCAGUUUGGACAGUUUAGACUGGUUUAUAUGUGUUGUUAGUUGUUGAUAUAUAUACUAUGAAUAUACUACUUGUUUUUGUCAAAGUAAGGCACGACUUUAGUCACUUAGAAAAAGAAAAAUCAGUUUGUAGCUUACUUACUGUCAAAUUAAUAAGAACAGUUUUACUACACCAUUUAAAAAAAACCCAACUAUAUUACUUUUUUUUUUUUAUAUACAUGUAUGACUUUUAAAUUAGGCCCAAGCGCCAGAGGCUGGCGAAGGGCCUUUUAGUAUCGACAAGAGAAGUGCCCAUCAGUGACCCUCACCAUGACGUAGGAAUGUGAGUGCUUUCCGAAAAUGUAUAGUUUAUUAUUUAACAAAACGGGAACAUUAUUUUCACAUCGGAAUAUUAUUCUUUUUCUUUAUUUCUUUUUUUUACCUAACCAAUCCCCCAACAGGAAGUAGAUUAGAAAAAGACAAGGCCAUCCACUCAACCAGAUGUCCAUCAUAUCAGAGUAAAAUUUGCUAAUCAUGACUCAGCCUUUUUUUCUUUUCUUUUUAAUUCUUUUCCUUUUACAGACAUUCACCCAAAUAGGUUCAAAUUUGUUAUAUCAAAUUCUACCACACUUUAAUUUAUUAACCUUAAAACAGCCACAACCUAAAAUAUGGGCACAUUUUCAAAAAGGCGCAUUAGCGCCCCCAACUGGGUGACUGAUGAAACAUACAUAAAAUACAUAAUAAUGCAACUCAACAACGAAUAGAGUGUGCACAACAGUGCACCAUAGGAUAAACUGUUCCCACUAUACUUUUACCAAUCUAGCCGGCCUAGAAAAAAAAGGGAUGAAAUGGGGCACGUUGGCGCCUUUUGCCACCACUCUGGGUUCAGGCGAGGGCCAAUCAUUGCCGCAUGCGACUAUAUUUGUAUUUAUUAUUUUAUUUUUUAACAUGUUUGCAGUCUAGGUUGCAUUUAAUGUAACUGUAAUUGUUUCUAAAAUUCUUAAUUUUAUCUUUCCAAGGUUCACAAUUUCUGUCAAAUAAAUACAUUUUGAUGAACCUAUUUUAAUCAAAUUCUCAAACUAGUGAUCUCAGAAAAAAAUAUUCAUUUGAAUUAUUGACAGACAUUUUGCCUAUUUUCCACACAUCCAAGUAAAUCUAAACUGGUCCACACUUCUCAGAUUCACUUUCUGAAUUCAAGUCAUUUGAACUCAUGUAAACAUUUGUUCUUACAGUGUAAGUACUAUUUAUUCUACCUUAUAACUCGCACCUCCAAAUGUAUUUGUAGAAGAUGUAAACACAAAUAUUACAGUCUGUUAUUUGACUGCUGAGACAAUCUGGAAACCUGUUUUUGGAAGUGGACUUCACUGUAAAAUGGACUCAUGUUGAUGAUAUGAGGAUAAACUUGUUAUUGUAUUGCGUCAUGUAAGCACUGCACACAGCUCAUUGUGGUUUUCAAAGUAUGGGCUGUCGAUGUUUGCAUGGAACUUUUCAUACUGCAUUUCUGGAAAUAAAUUUAAUGAUUAUUUGUGAA
Molecule: messenger RNA, 3367 nt
Organism: Periophthalmus magnuspinnatus
Lineage: Eukaryota; Metazoa; Chordata; Actinopteri; Gobiiformes; Gobiidae
Exons: 3
Coding region: 333-599 (88 amino acids)
Biological process (GO): negative regulation of protein kinase activity
Molecular function (GO): calcium-dependent protein kinase inhibitor activity; protein kinase binding
Source: RefSeq, a predicted model, not a curated record